CGCCCAGGUCACUCCCAUGAGCAUGCAUUCAAGGGGAUAGACCGUGGCUUUCCCCCCGCCCUGCGCGAAUUACAAAGGCGGCCAACACCAGAUCGAAAGAUCGAGUGAAAGUCUACGAGUACGUGCGUCAGUAGGCGCACGGAAGGGUGACGGCAGUUUGUUUAUUUUUCCUCCACCGUUCGCCCGAUCGGCAACGGGGAGGUGAUGGACGCUAGAAAAAGAUGGAGUUCAGGCGUUGUCUGAACCGCCUCUCGAACCAACUCUCCAGGCAGAACCUGGAGGACAUGAAGUUCGUCUGCAAGGAUCACGUGCCAGUGGCGCGGAUGGAGCGAGUCCGCAGCUCCCUGGACAUAUUCCAGGCCCUCGAGGAACGAGGCAAACUCUCGUCCAACGACACCGCCUUCCUCGUCAAGGUCCUUGUCAGUAUCGAGCGCUCGAAUCUCGUCCCUGAGCUCGUUUCGGCAGGGUUUGCCCACCAAGAAGCUCUCCAACGAAACCACACCUCGGCCGCUCCAGCACCCCCUCUGCAAGGGGGUGUACGUCCACACCAACACCCCGGCCCUCCGGUACAGAGCCGGGAGCUAGUGUUCAACGAAAUGCUCCUCAAGAUUGCGCAAAACCUGAGCGCGAGAGACGUCGAAGCGCUGACCUUCACGCUGUGCGACUCUCUCCUGGGGAUGAAUGCUGACAGGGUGUCCUCGGCGACGCAGCUGUUCCAGCUUCUCCAGCAGCGGCAGAUCGUGACUCCCACCAAUCUCCAGGCCCUCUACAACGAACUGGAGAACAUUGGCCGCAGCGACCUAUCUAAGAGGAUCAACAACUACCUUGAUGAAAUUGGCAAACCACCCUGUCAGCCCGGCAUGGAUGAAGAUGGUGCUCCAGUAAAUGGGGGACUCCCACCAGUGUCCAGAAUGACCAUUGCCCCGACUGAAGAGACUCAGUACCCGCGGCAUUUGACGUCUGCCCCACCCCCUCCCCAACACGCACAACCACCAGCGGACCACUACAACCACCGCUACCAACAACAGUACCCUGCCACCACGGACCAAACGUACCACCACCACCAGUCCUACCGUGUCACGGAGGGCGGCCAGCCUAUCAGCUCGCCCAGCGACACCGCAGGAUCCACUCUGACGUCGAUGGCAACCGGCACGUACAUCUCCGGCCCUGCCUCCUCACAGAUAUCGUACCCAACUUCCGAGUCUUCGGCCAUGGACCCCGAGUCCAUGAGAGCCCAGAGUGGAGAGCACGAUCAUCACGCGCAGCGACAGCAGUGGAGUUUUGUCCCAAGCCAAGUGUACCCGAUAUCCACCCGACCUGGCCUCUCUGUGGCGGAAACUGGGGGACACGACGUUCCACUGCAGGACCAACCGCUCGGUCUCUCAUUCGACGCAAACGAAGACGACAAGCAGAGAGAGAGGGAGGAAGGGGAAGGAGGGAUUGGGUCGGAGAUGAGCAAAAUUGAGCUCCAAGACCUCCAGAAACAGUGGACGCAAACACAGGAGCUGCUCAUGGCAAAGGAGCAAGAGCAGAAACAGCUGAACGAAGACCUCGAAAACCUUCAGCAAUAUACGGCAAAGAUAGUGGAGGAGAAGGAGGGCGAGAGCGUGCAGUACGAGGUUAACAGGCGGGAGCUGGAAACGGCGCUCCGGGUGAAGAUCAAAGAGAUCGAGGUGCUGCGUCAGCAGGUGCAGGGGCUCCAGAAGGCGCCGCGACAGCUCCCCACCGAAAUGAACCCCGAGGAGUUCUAUAUUCUCAAUAAGAACCCGCACGGGGUUUGCCUCAUCAUUAACAACUACCAAUUCUACCACGAUACCGACCCCAGCAAGGCUCACCCCGAUCGCGGGGGAGCGGAAAUCGACCAGUACAACCUCACCCAGACCUUCCGCUACCUCCGAUACAAGGUCGAAGUUCGCGAGAACCUCACUGCCGACCAGAUGACGGAUUAUCUCCUGCGAAUGAGUCAGCGAGACCAUUCGGGUUACGACAGCUUCAUCUGUUGCAUCUUGUCUCACGGGGAACACAACAUCAUCCACGGAGCCAACAGCGAACCGGUCAACGUGGACGACCUCACUGGCGUAAUGAAGCUCUGCACGUCGCUGCGUAACAAGCCGAAGCUGUUCUUCAUCCAGUGUUGCCGUGGCGAGGCGGAAGAGGUCGGAUUCGAGAAAGACAACCCGGGGGACAGCACGUUUCGCUCCACGAUCCCCCGUGACACCGAUUUCUUUCUCGGAUAUGCGACCCCCCUGGGUAAGGCGGCGUACCGUAGUCGGAAACACGGGUCGUGGUAUAUCUCUGAGCUCUGCAAGGUGUUCACGCAGUACGGCUACCACAAUUCGCUCAGCAGUAUGAUGAGGAGGGUGAACCUGCAGGUGUCCAACGCCUUCACGAAGGACGGAUACAAACAGUGCUGCGAGUUUGUCGACAGGCUACGCAAGGAGGUCCACUUUUUCUAUUUCAUUCGCAACAGAUCCAAGUCGUCCCAGUAACAAGCUUGCCCCCAUCUUUUCACACACACACACGUUCGUGUAUACUAUAUAGUAGCAUAGUUAAUGUGCACUAAAUAGAAUUGAGCUGGCUGUUUGGUUGUAGUUCACUUUGUCUGAAAAAAUUAUAUUGACACACCACAAUUAAGUGUGAAAAUAAUCAUUAUUAUACUACUUUUUACAUUCAGGAUAUACAACAACAAAAAUCAUCAUAAAUAUGCACUUGGUGUAACACGUUCAUCAAUUUGCACCAAGAAACAUUGUUCAGGAUCACUGUGAGGAAAACUUGAAGCGGAGUCCGUAUCUGAAACUGGACGUAAUCUCGGCACACUGCCGGGCCUCUGAAGACCCAGCAACCAGUCUGUGUGGAUCUCCCUCGCGGAUGACUCCAUGGGCAUCGCACACUUCUCUGUUCACCUCGUGCAUGAGGGCAGAGAGGGUGGCGUUGUGGCGGGCGGGGCUGGUGAACACCCGGUGGAGAGUGCUGACAAACCAAGAACCCGUCGAGGGAUCGCGGAAGGAGGCAGAGUUGGGAGUCGUCGCAUUUGCAACGAAGAUGUCUGCGUCUUGUUUGGGAGCGUCUGGUUGGUAGCGAGUCAAGUUCUCUGUAGUGGGCGUCGAGCUGGGUUUAGUGCGACAGGCCUGCAGGAAAAACAUCUUCGGUUUUUCAAGCAGUGUCGCGGAUUGCUUCACGGCUUGAAUCAGCUCUACUCGCUUCACUCCGACGCUGUCUGCACCAUACACGUUCUCCUCAUCACCGUGUGUCGAUAUGCAGCAAACGAAGCUGUCGUGAGCGUCGUGGUUUUCCGCGGACACUUUCGCGAUAACCUGGUGCAUUUGAACACUGGUCAGAUUGGGGUAGGCUUCCACUGAGUAACCGAGGUGUUCAAACGUUUGCCUGAAGAGGUCCAUGUCUCUCUUGGCUCCCGCUCGUGGUCGAAGCACUAGUUCGGAAUUAGGGGUAAAGGUGUCGUUUACGAUGACGAUGGCUUUCCCGUGAGGAGGGACGGCGUUCAUGUGGUACAUCUCGGCGUCCUCGCCUCUCUGGAGCUGUCCGUCCAGCAGCUCGACCUGCUGGCGUAAGGCACUGACUUCCUCGUUCUUCCGCCUCAAUUCCUCCACAAUUUCCCGGCUGUUUUCCGCGUGAAGUCGCUCGUGUUCCAGUUGGUCUUCCAGCUGUCGUACUCUCUCCACUGCCUCGGUUCUCUCCCGCUGGAGCUGCUGCGUGUGUGUACGACGUGGCAACUCAGAGCUGUCGACCGCGUGGUUCACGGAGCGACCGGUUUGCAGACCUACCAAUUUCCCCACGGUACCCCCAACAGACUGAGCCACACCAUCUUCAGGCUGGCCUACUGAGGCAGCCUGUUGCUCUAUAGGGGGCACCCUGCGGUGGGUGUUCCCCCCGGCCACCAACAUCCGACUGCUCUGCCCCGCCCCCUGUUCAGACACCGGGUGGGCAUGAACUGAAUCAGUGAGUCCGGACUUGAAACGCCCGGAUUGCUGCUGUUGGGGCUGUCGGGGGAGGUUCACCGGUCGUGAAUCGCCCACUACCUUCCCUUCCGAGCUAUCGAACGAAAAGUUGCUGGACAAAGAGUCCCUGCUGGAGUCCAAGACAAACUGUCGAUCUCUGUACACACCACCGCCUUCCACAUGCACCCCUCUCCCACCUCCCCCACUUUGAUCGCUCCCGUCUGACACGCCUGACACACUGUCCAUGUACUCGUUGAUCUUGUCCCGCAGGUCUAUUCGCCCAAUGGCCUCCAUGACCCGCCUCAUCUCGCCGAGAUCUGUCGGAGAAAUUAUCUUCUCCUGUUUGAGAAUCUGAAACAGCCCCGCCGGGUCGCGGAGGCACUGGACCUCCUGCGCGCUGAGCCCCGUCACUUUGCAGCUCUGGAAGAAGUAGGCAGCGUGUUUCAGGUCUCGCUCGGGGAGCUCACUGCCAAGCGAGACGAGGAACGAGUUGAAUUUGAUGGUCAAGGGGUCCGCCGGAUCGAGAGACGGGGGUCCGCUCGUGGCGGUCUCGUAUAAACCCCCGUUCUCGUGGCUGGCCGGGUUGGCGAUGGCUUCUUUCAGUUGUUUGACGAGGUGGCCUUUGCUCACGGAGUCCAAGAUCAUCUGCAAGAAGUCCAGGUUGGUGGGAGAGAGGAGAUUGACGUCCUCCAGGGCCGAGAACAGUUGGGAACCCGUGGUGAUACCCUCCACGACCCGCCUCGUGAGUAAGUCGGUGCACAAGAACUUGAGGUUCUUCACGUCGGCGUUGGUGAGUCGGUUGGAUAUGUUGAACAGCUGCUUUCUGAAGACAAACGACGGCCGAGUACUUGCAGACAUCGUGAACCUUCUCCUAGAUCCAGAAAUAUUGAAGGUGGAUGAUCUAGCUAGCUAGCUAGGGAUACCGAGAAGGGCGAGCUUGGGG
This is a messenger RNA of Geodia barretti, 4899 nucleotides long. NCBI's taxonomy places the organism in Eukaryota, Metazoa, Porifera, Demospongiae, Tetractinellida, Geodiidae. The record is from the annotation of a GenBank genome assembly.